GUCUAGACAACUGCGAUCUGUCUUCUAUCCAUCCCGAAGUCUUAAGAAAAUACAAUUGCAUGAAAAAUGGCAGACAAAGCCAAAUCAACCGGAGCAGCAGAAAGCAAGAAUGCGGAACAAAUCGCACUGGCCAAAUCCCUGCACCAAGUGCCAUGGUGCGAACAAUAUGAGCGAAUGAUUUCGGGCAUGCUAUACGACGCCUUUGCCCCCGAACUAGCAACAGCCCGCUUCAAAGCGCGAGCAUGGUGCAACCGAUACAACACUUACUUCCCACCUCCGGAAGCAAUUGAACUCCAAUCCCACGAAGCCCUCCAAAAGCUACGCAUGGACUGGCUCAAAGAACUCAUAGGCGCCACAAAGGGGGAUGAAAUAUUCAUCGAACCACCCUUUUACGUCGACUACGGCUGUAAUAUCUCCCUAGGAGAAAGAUUCUAUGCAAACUUCAACCUGACUAUUCUUGACUGUGGCCUCGUCACCAUCGGAAAUAGGUGCAUGUUCGGUCCUAAUGUUUCUAUAUACGCUGCUACACAUGAAACGGAUGUGCAGAGUCGGAGGGAUAAUAUAGAGUAUGCGAAACCGGUUGUUAUUGGGGAUGAUUGUUGGAUUGGUGGGCAUGUGGUUAUAUUGCCUGGUGUGACGAUUGGAAAUGGAUGUACUAUCGCGGCAGGCGCGGUGGUAAGUCGCGAUAUUCCGGGUUGGAGUGUGGCUAUGGGGCAGCCUGCGAAGGUGGUUAAGAGUGUGAAGCCUAUAGAUUAAUGUUGGUAUAGCAAUACUGCCUAUCUAGGCGGUCCGGCACCUCACUACUAUCCCCCCCCCCUUGUUUUUACAACCGGGUCAUCAAUUUAUUAUUAUACAGUAUUACUGGCUCAUCAGCUUGUUGGAUUAGCUGUUCUAUGAAUCUAGUGCUAGCGAC
Messenger RNA from Talaromyces stipitatus ATCC 10500, 913 nucleotides. RefSeq lists its product as uncharacterized. The transcript has 2 exons. NCBI's taxonomy places the organism in Eukaryota, Fungi, Ascomycota, Eurotiomycetes, Eurotiales, Trichocomaceae. The record is from RefSeq and is a predicted model, not a curated record. The coding region runs from base 67 to 756 and encodes 229 amino acids. Gene Ontology annotation, molecular function: acetyltransferase activity.